Messenger RNA from Triticum dicoccoides, 2854 nucleotides. Its product is annotated as AUGMIN subunit 6-like. The transcript has 13 exons. Lineage: Eukaryota; Viridiplantae; Streptophyta; Magnoliopsida; Poales; Poaceae. Bases 120 to 2261 code for a protein of 713 amino acids. Gene Ontology annotation, biological process: spindle assembly. The record is from RefSeq and is a predicted model, not a curated record. Gene Ontology annotation, molecular function: microtubule binding. Gene Ontology annotation, cellular component: HAUS complex; mitotic spindle microtubule.
AGUAUCUUUUUUGUUUGUCGUCCACCUCGACCUCCGCCUCGCGAGAUCUCUAACUCCAAUGGCGCCCGCCUCCUCCUAAACCUAGCCCCAACCCGGCCACCAAGUAGAAACCGGCGACCAUGUCGACCGAUAGGGAGAAGGAGCGGGAGGCGGAGCUGGAGGGCGCCAUGUAUACCAACUGCCUCCUCCUCGGCCUCGAUCCAGUCGUCCUCGGCUCCCCCGCCGGCGCGGCCUCUCCUCGCGUCGGCCUCUUCCGGCACUCCAACCCUCGCCUCGGCGAACAGCUCCUCUACUUCCUCCUAUCCUCACUCCGCGGCCCCGCGCAGUCCGCCAAGGACUUCGACAAAGUGUGGCCGAUCUUUGAUUCCGCGCAGUCCAGGGAGUUCCGCAAGAUCGUACAAUGUAUCAUCAGCGAGCUGGAGCAGCAGGGAGCGCUGCCACGGAGCAACUCCAGGGUUUCGUCUCUCGCCACCUGCUGCGGGCCUAGAUUUGUUGAGCUUUUGUGGCAACUCUCUGUACAUGCCUUGAGGGAAGUCCAUAGGAGAACAUUUGCGGCUGAUGUAGCAUCAAAUCCACUGCCGGCAGCACUCACAGACGUUUCUUAUCUUCAUGCAGCUGCAUUACUUCCUGUAACAAAGGCAAGGAUUGCUCUUGAGAGGCGUAAAUUUCUUAAAAAUGCAAACAUUGCUGUUCAAAGGCAGACAACCUGGUCAAAUUUAGCCCAUGAAAUGACAGCUGAAUUCCGAAGUCUAUGUGCUGAAGAGGCAUAUCUGCAACAGGAGUUAGAGAAGCUACAAGAUAUGAGGAACAAAGCCAAGCUAGAGGGGGAACUGUGGGACGAACGUAUCUCAAGCUCAUCUGGACAGAAUUCACAUUUGGUAUCUAAGGCAACACGUUUGUGGGAAUCGAUAUUGGCUCGCAAAGGUCAGCAUGAGGUUUUAGCUUCCGGGCCAAUUGAAGAUCUUAUAGCACACCGUGAGCAUAGGUACCGUAUAUCUGGAUCACAAUUGCUAGCAGCAAUGGAUACAAGUUCAAGCAUCCCGCAUUCUGAAUUACUAUCAGCUCGAGCUGGUGAAACGUCUCAAAUUUUGGAUAAACAGGAGCAGAUAUCUUUAUUCCAGGGAAAGGAAGAAGCUCUUCCAAUAUUAGAUGAUAGGAAUGGGCGUGUCCAACAAACUGUUGACGUAGCUGAAAUUCUUCGACGUUGGACUCAUGCUUUGCAGCGUAUUCAUAAACAAUCUCUUCAUUUGGCCAAAGCAAAUGAUGGGGAGGGGCCAGAAUUACUCCGCAGUGCGUCUGACAGCGAAACUAGUAGCCAUGCCGACUCAUUAACUGCAACAUUGGCCGAACAUCGCCAGCAUUUAGUCAGUAUACAGGGCCUAAUUAAUCAACUCAAGGAAGCUAUUCCAGCAAUGCAGCAGUCAAUAACAAAACUUUCUGAAGAAGUUAAUAGUGUACCUAGUAAUCUGAUGGAUCAAACAAACUCCAGACAGUUGUCUGUCCAAAAUACAGUGCUUGGAAGACCAGAAGAAAGCAGCGGCGAAGUUUCAGAGGUGACUUCUAAGCUCUGUUCAGCACAGAUCGGCAAGGCUGGGAGUAGUCCUGCUCUAAAGCUACCUCCUCUAUUUAGUCUGACUCCAAGUUCUUCUGGAAAAGGAGCACAGACACAAAGACGGAAUGCCUUAGCACACCAACCUAGGCAAGAAAUUAUGCCUGAAGAGAAAGCACUUACCCACCCCUCAGCCAAAGAUCAAGCAAAUGGUUCGAUGCAUGAAAAUGAUGGUUAUUUUGCUCAUGACAUCAGACGUUCUGUUCGUGAAGCUGCUCUAUCAAAGCCAUUGAGCAACAUGGAGAGUCCACAGGACAAGAGUAGUGAUGAUGGUUCAGAGCACUUCUUCAUUCCCCUAUCAACAGGUGCUGCAAGGAAGGAUGUGGGUGCUGUGGCAAACCGAAGAAAACAAAAGAUAGGUCCAUCGUCGUCACAGUCGAAGUUACCCAAGAGCACAAGCGAUCUUUACUUCAAUCCUGACAGCCCAAUGCAUACAACCCCAGCUGUGUCAAGUAAACUGAAUGGCCAUGACGAUCCAAGCAGUGCUGCAAACUUUUUUUAUCCAGUCAGUGGUCAGUCGUUUAUGACAGAUGAUGCUCUUGAUCAAGUAUUCUCCCCGCCACUUCUGCUGGAGUCUUCCUUGUUCCCCGACGCGUACGAGGACUUGCUUGCACCAUUAUCAGAAACUGAUGCAGCUUUGAUGGAACAUUAGGCUUCACGUGUAUACCAUGUAAUACUUUAACCACCCUGAAGCUUCAGUGCUUAACUGCAGCCCAGAGGUUCUGAUGGCUUAUUUCCAAGUGCGGAUGGCACAUACGGAGUGAAUUCUGUUGCUUGUUGAGUUGCAUGCCAGUUGCCACCAGCUUGUGAGAGGGAUGCUUGUGCAUCCUAUGUUGGAUCUGGAGAGAAGGGCGGCAAGGGGUAGAUGGUAUGGGAUGGGACAGUAGGAUGUACCGACUGCCAGUAAAAGGUUGCCAAUCUUAUGUUAGUACACAUGAUCUGUAUUUGUGUUGUAGUAAUUUUAUAUCCUCUUAUUCAAGUUGCUGUUUUGAUGCGUCCCAAUUGUUAUCCCCCAUGUCUUUAGGGCUGCGAGGCUAUUGGCAUGUGCUGGAUUGAUAAAAUGUUUGUUUUAUUUCGAAAGGAACUCUGUUAGUUAAUACUAGAAGGGUGAUUUUCAGUACAGUAGUAGGGUUAGUGUAUAUAUGUUAUCCUUCAAAUUUUGUGAAGCUUCUUUCCUUGCACACUUUUUUAUUGUAAAGAUGAGUAUUCUUGUUGAACAGUGCAUACUAGUGGUAAUGCAAAUGA